CUGCCAGUACGGAAGCCGAGCUGUGCAGCCAAGGACCUUUUAGUAUUGUGGUAGUCGCCGAGUAGUGUCAAGCAUGUCCUCCGUCCAGAAGCAGACGUCGACUCGCACCGUCACGCAACAGUCCACGGAGACGUCGGGAGUGACCCAGACGUCCACCACGACGUCCCGCCAGACUAACCGCGUCCAGAUCACGCAGCGCGGCCUCUUCUUCGAUGACGCUUGCUUCGAAGACACGAGGAACGACUUCCGGAAUGCGAUCAGCGACGUCGUGUCCAGGUUUGGCGACAAAUCUUCCAACAUCGACGAGCUCACUCAGUACAGAAGUUUGCGUUCGCGCGAAAUAAGGGACGAAAACCAGGCCAUCACGUCGUCUCAGGACGAUAGCAAGUACAAGAUUGUGGUAGAUGUUCAGGACUUUGUGAGUGGAGGAGAAAUCAAUGUGAAAGUCGUCGAAGAAAGAGAGGUCGUGGUCGAAGGCCGCGUCCAGAAGGUGGAAGGCAACAGGACUUCAAGCAAGAGCUUUCCAGCGUAGCUUCUUUCUUCCCGAGGACGUCGAUGUCAAUACUUUGGCCUCCGUCAUGUCUGCUGAUGGUGUUCUCACCAUCACGGCCAUCCGAAGGACAGUAACACAACAACUGACACAAGUUCCUGUCAGCAUCCAGAAAGUGGAGAACAAACAGGUCACGACGACUACAUCCACGACAGGUGUGCAGGAAAUUGCUCUCCCUGUCCAGCCCGUUCAGGACACUAACCAAACUGUCAGUGUGCAGAAGGUCACCAAGAUCACUCAGCAGACCACGACCUCCACCGACUCGUCAACUCCUCAGUCGCCAGAGAAGCCUCUUCCCAUUGCCAAGAAGGGCGACUUCUUCAACGACUCCUUCUUCGAGGACACGCGACAGCACUUCCAGACGGCCGUCCAUGAGGUCCUGCAGAAGAUGAACAUCCAGACGGCCAACACAGACGAGCUCUCCACCUACAGGAACCUUCGUCAGCGCGAACUGAGGGAGGAGACCCAAGCCGCCACAGUCAACGAGGACCAGACAACACACAAGGUCGUUGUUGACGUCCAAGAUUUUAUCAAUGGCGGAGAAGUGAAUGUGAAGGUGGUGAACGAGCGAGAAAUCAUCAUUGAAGGCCACGUCGAGAAAAAGGAAGGAAACACUACUUCUACCAAGCGUUUCCGUAAACGUUAUGUUCUUCCCGAAGACAUCGAAGUAGAAAAAGUAACUUCUGUGAUGUCAUCCGACGGAGUCCUCACCAUUACAACGCCGAAGAAACCAUCUGCUCUGCCGCUGUCGGAAGUUCCUGUCAAUAUCCAGAAAAUUGAAAACAAAAAGGUCACAACAACCACAACCACCACAGGUGUUCAAGAGACAUCUGUACCUGUUCAACCUGCUCAACCUGCUCAACCUGCCCAACCUGCCCAGCCUGCCCAACCUGCCCAGCCUGCCCAACCUACCCAGCCUGUCCAACCUGCCCAGCCUGUCCAGGACACUGACCAGACUGUCAGUGUGCAGAAGGUCACCAAGAUCACUCAGCAGACCACGACCUCCACCGACUCGUCAACUCCUCAGUCGCCAGAGAAGCCUCUUCCCAUUGCCAAGAAGGGCGACUUCUUCAACGACUCCUUCUUCGAGGACACGCGACAGCACUUCCAGACGGCCGUCCAUGAGGUCCUGCAGAAGAUGAACAUCCAGACGGCCAACACAGACGAGCUCUCCACCUACAGGAACCUUCGCCAGCGCGAACUGAGGGAGGAGACCCAAGCCGCCACAGUCAACGAGGACCAGACAACACACAAGGUCGUUGUUGACGUCCAAGAUUUUAUCAAUGGCGGAGAAGUGAAUGUGAAGGUGGUGAACGAGCGAGAAAUCAUCAUUGAAGGCCACGUCGAGAAAAAGGAAGGAAACACUACUUCUACCAAGCGUUUCCGUAAACGUUAUGUUCUUCCCGAAGACAUCGAAGUAGAAAAAGUAACUUCUGUGAUGUCAUCCGACGGAGUCCUCACCAUUACAACGCCGAAGAAACCAUCUCCUCAGCAGCUGUCGGAAGUUCCCGUGAGCAUCCAGAAAAUUGAAAACAAAAAGGUCACAACAACCACAACCACCACAGGUGUUCAAGAGACAUCUGUACCUGUUCAACCUGCUCAACCAGCUCAACCUGUCCAGCCUGCCCAACCUGCCCAGCCUGUCCAACCUGUCCAACCUGCUCAACCUGCCCAGCCUGUCCAGGACACUGACCAGACUGUCAGUGUGCAGAAGGUCACCAAGAUCACUCAGCAGACCACGACCUCCACCGACUCGUCAACUCCUCAGUCGCCAGAGAAGCCUCUUCCCAUUGCCAAGAAGGGCGACUUCUUCAACGACUCCUUCUUCGAGGACACGCGACAGCACUUCCAGACGGCCGUCCAUGAGGUCCUGCAGAAGAUGAACAUCCAGACGGCCAACACAGACGAGCUCUCCACCUACAGGAACCUUCGUCAGCGCGAACUGAGGGAGGAGACCCAAGCCGCCACAGUCAACGAGGACCAGACAACACACAAGGUCGUUGUUGACGUCCAAGAUUUUAUCAAUGGCGGAGAAGUGAAUGUGAAGGUGGUGAACGAGCGAGAAAUCAUCAUUGAAGGCCACGUCGAGAAAAAGGAAGGAAACACUACUUCUACCAAACGUUUCCGUAAACGUUAUGUUCUUCCCGAAGACAUCGAAGUAGAAAAAGUAACUUCUGUGAUGUCAUCCGACGGAGUCCUCACCAUUACAACGCCGAAGAAACCAUCCUCUCAGCCACUACCAGAAGUUCCUGUGAGCAUCCAGAAAAUUGAAAACAAAAAGGUCACAACAACCACAACCACCACAGGUGUUCAAGAGACAUCUGUACCUGUCCAACCUGCCCAACCUGUCCAGCCUGCCCAACCUACCCAGCCUGUCCAGGACACUGACCAGACUGUCAGUGUGCAGAAGGUCACCAAGAUCACUCAGCAGACCACGACCUCCACCGACUCGUCAACUCCUCAGUCGCCAGAGAAGCCUCUUCCCAUUGCCAAGAAGGGCGACUUCUUCAACGACUCCUUCUUCGAGGACACGCGACAGCACUUCCAGACGGCCGUCCAUGAGGUCCUGCAGAAGAUGAACAUCCAGACGUCUACGACAGACGAGCUCUCCACCUACAGGAACCUUCGUCAGCGCGAACUGAGGGAGGAGACCCAAGCCGCCACAGUCAACGAGGACCAGACAAAGCAUAAGAUUGUUGUGGACGUUCAGGACUUUGUAAAUGGUGGAGAAGUUACGGUGAAAAUUGUAAACGAACGCGAGGUCAUCAUCGAGGGACACGUUGAGAAGAUGGAAGGCAAUAAGACAUCCAUAAAACGUUUCCGUAAACGUUAUGUUCUGCCAGAAGACAUAGAGGUAGAAAAGGUCACUUCGGUAAUGUCAUCGGACGGAGUUUUGACUAUCACAACACCGAAGAAACCAUCAUCUCAGCCGCUGACGCAAGUGACGCCCGUCAGUAUCCAGAAAAUUGAGAACAAGAAGCAAGAGACAAUUACGCAGGAAACGAAAACGACCACCGACAAGAGCGUGACUGACGUUCCAAGCCGAAUCUUGACCAUCAUUAAGAAAGGGAACUUCUUCAGCGACACCUUCUUCGAAGACUGUCGCCAGAACUUCCAGACAGCUGUCAUACAGAUCCUGAAGAAGCUGAACAUUGAGACUUCCACCGUGGACAUCAUGACCACGUACAGGACCGUCCGCCAGCGCGAGUUGAGGGAGGAGACGCAAGCCAUCACCGAGAAAGAGAGCGAGCAAAUCCGCAAAUUCGUUGUCGACGUGCAAGAUUUCGUCAACGGAGGAGACGUGACGGUGAAGAUCGUGCAGGAGCGUGAGGUGGUGGUGGAAGGGCGCGUGGACAGACUGGAGGGCGGAGUCACCUCAACCAAAAGGUUCAAGAAGACGUUCAUCCUUUCGGAGAACAUCCAGGUGAACUCGGUGACCGCUGUUAUGUCGGCUGACGGCAUUCUCACCAUCACGGCUCCAAAGAAGGUGACGCAACAACAACAAGUCGCCGUCGAGAAGACUACAGACACGAAGGUGACAACGAAAGAGGCCGUCGUCCAGAAACCAGGCGAGGACAGGGUUCUUCCGGUGAACAAAAAGGGAAGUUUCCUCAGCGAUCCCUACUUCCAAGACUCGCGCCAGGACUUCCAGUCGUCCGUUACGGAAGUCGUGAUGAAGUCCAGCGAGAAGGAUUCGAAGGAGGAUCACAUGACGAUCUACAGGCGCCUUCGCCAGAAGACCAUCAAGCUGGAGAACCAGGCGGUCAGCGUCAAAGAGGACGCUCAGUUCCAAAAGAUCGUGCUCGACGUCUUGGACUUCAUGAACGGAGAAGUGAAGGUCAUGAUCACAUCCGAGAACAUCCUGGUGGUGGAAGGACGUGGGACACGCCAGGAGGGCGUCAAGACGUCCUCCCACAGCUUCCUCAGGCGCUUCAUCGUGCCUGACAACGUUAUCCCGGAGUCCAUUGAAGCCACGCUCUCCUCCGACGGCAUCCUCACGAUAUUUUCCAAGAAGCAGCAGUGAGAGGUGCAGGCGUCCGGCGAGGUGCUGACCGUACUCGAUCAACCAGCCUUCCUCAAACCCUGUUUGGCUGUUUACCGGAAUCAUGUUUCCUUUUACCAGAUCGAUGUUACUGUUUAUCACACUGGUGUGUCUUUAUUCUGUGAUAAAAUAUAUAUGAAUAAUUUUUAA
This is a messenger RNA of Penaeus monodon (black tiger shrimp), 4742 nucleotides long. RefSeq lists its product as uncharacterized. Gene Ontology annotation, biological process: response to heat; protein refolding. Lineage: Eukaryota; Metazoa; Arthropoda; Malacostraca; Decapoda; Penaeidae. The transcript is spliced from 14 exons. Gene Ontology annotation, molecular function: protein folding chaperone. The record is from RefSeq and is a predicted model, not a curated record. Bases 579 to 4574 code for a protein of 1331 amino acids.